This is a messenger RNA of Eimeria maxima, 504 nucleotides long. Its product is annotated as TB2/DP1, HVA22 domain-containing protein, putative. Lineage: Eukaryota; Apicomplexa; Conoidasida; Eucoccidiorida; Eimeriidae. The coding region runs from base 1 to 504 and encodes 167 amino acids. The transcript has a single exon. The record is from RefSeq and is a predicted model, not a curated record.
AUGGCAUUCAGCAUCCUUGGCCCCUUUCUGGGGUCCUUGUUGUGUUUCUGUGUCUGCUUUGUAUAUCCAGCAUCGCUGAGCUUUCAGCUGUUGCUUGACGAGAAGUCUUCACCCAGUGGGGCCCUGAAGAACGACCACUUGCAGCACGUAAUGUUCUGGGUGUUGUGUUCAUGGAUAUGCUGCAUCGAGACUUUCCCUCCUCUGGCCUUGCUUCUCCAGUACCUCCCAUUCUACUACGAAAUGAAGUGCGUGCUCUUUUACUGGCUCGCUUCCCCACAGUUCAAAGGGGCUGGGUGGAUCUGGUUACAUGCCAUCUGCCCCGCCUACGAAAAAGCAGCACCCAUGUGUUCUCAGCUGUAUAAGGAGCAUUGCCCUCCCCAGCUCAAGGUGGCAAUUGAGAAGGCCACGUCGACGAUCAUGGGCUUGAAGUCGCAACAUUCCGAUGCGUUUAACAAGAGCCGCCAGCCCUCCAAAACAGUAGACACCACCCAGAAGGCAGACUGA